AUGCCCCAACAACAGGAAAGUGGUCUCCCAUCCCUUUUAGUAUCAUUUCAUAAUUUCAAUUUUAAAUUAAAAAGGCAAUUAGAUGGCAUUCUUUUGCAUUAUUGGUAUUAUAAAUUAAUCAUCGUGCUAUCUUUAUCUAGCUAGAAAUACCACUUCCAAGUAAAGUUUAUGUCUUUUGCAUCAUACUAACAAUAAGCCACCAUUAUUUCUUGUACUUCCCUUGAAGAAAACAAAGAGAAUUAAUAGAAACUAAGUGAGAGAAAGAGAUAUAGAGAUAGUUUCACAUGAACAUGGCUUCAUUGCCACUCACAAAACUCGUUCUUCUUUUUAUCAUUAUUUCUGCUUCACUUAUAUCAACUUCAUAUGCAGGUCGGUUCUUGACUAAAAGCUUAGCUGAUGAGGAAUUUGUUGGAACUUAUGAGGUCAAAGAUACGUCUUGGAGACUGUGCAAAAAGAAAUGGAAACUAUAUUUUGAGACGGAGUAUAAUAUUCUGGAAUUAAAAGGCCGGAUUCACUUUGGUAUAUUUGUAGCUAUUGAAGGCUUCAGCAGUAGAAGGAGAUAAUAAGGAAGAGAAUAUCGUUCAUGAAAGGAUGCUAAGGUGGAUGAACACCCAUGAUUAUGGAAGAUAUGAUCCAGCGCCAUCUUUUAGAAGGCCUCGUCACAAACUCAUUCCCAAUUAAUAACCAACUACCAAACGUGCCGUAAGUGUAAGAUAAGCAACAUGCUAAUCAGUAAUCUCAGUGGCUAAGCAGGAUGUUUUGCUUUAACUUUAUAAAGUUGAAGAAAGUUAGCCAGCUAGAGUAACGAUAUAUAUAUAUUUAUGUUCGUGUGUGUUCUCUACCUACAUAUAUAUAUCUAUGUAUAGUAUAUACUAUGUUGUCUUUCGAAUGUAUGAUAAGUACUUAUACUCUCUCCCAUGUAGUGUAUUUUAUAUGUCAUGCAUAUACACAGUGAAUUUCAUUUUAAGCAA
Beta vulgaris subsp. vulgaris (sugar beet) is the source of this 971-nucleotide messenger RNA. RefSeq lists its product as hypothetical. Lineage: Eukaryota; Viridiplantae; Streptophyta; Magnoliopsida; Caryophyllales; Amaranthaceae. The record is from RefSeq and is a predicted model, not a curated record. The coding region runs from base 285 to 563 and encodes 92 amino acids. The transcript is spliced from 4 exons.